Messenger RNA from Nicotiana tabacum (common tobacco), 1270 nucleotides. Its product is annotated as acetylajmalan esterase. NCBI's taxonomy places the organism in Eukaryota, Viridiplantae, Streptophyta, Magnoliopsida, Solanales, Solanaceae. The record is from RefSeq and is a predicted model, not a curated record. Gene Ontology annotation, molecular function: hydrolase activity, acting on ester bonds.
CUACUUUUCAAGCAUAAACAUUUUUCAAUGGCUUCUCUAUCUAAAAUAUGUUUCUUUCUUUUACUGAUAACCUUAACCUUCCACUCUUCUCCUUCUGCUGCCCAAACAAAAUGCGGCAUAACUUCGGUUUACCAAUUCGGUGACUCUCUAGCUGAUAAUGGAAAUGCCAUCCGUUUACCCGGCGUCUCUCUCGUAUUCAGUACCAGCAAACUUCCUUAUGGCGAGACCUUUUUUAAGAGACCUACAGGCCGUGCUUCAGAUGGCCGUAUCAUUAACGACUUCAUUGUCUCUUCUCUUAACCUAUCCUUCCUAAAUGCUUACUUGAACAGAAACACUUCUUUCAGCCAAGGCGCCAACUUCGCUGUGUCUGGCGCCACGGCAUUGAAUAACGCUUUCUGGGCUGCUCGUAAUGUCACGUUGCGUCCUUGGAACAAGCAUCUCGCUGCUCAAUUAGCGUGGUUCAAAUCUCAUCUGCAGUCGACAUGCGGCUCUAACUGUGCACAAACUCUAAAGAACUCUCUUGUAGUAUUGGGUGAAUUCGGUGGAGUUGACUACUUCAAUUGUUUCUUCCAAAACAAGCAAUUACCUGAGAUCCGGAGAUACGUUCCUCCUGUUAUUGCCGAAAUUACGAGAGGCAUCAGAGAUGUGAUUCAGCUUGGGGCAGCUCGCAUUUUGGUUCCAGGUGUUUACCCCUUUGGAUGUCUACCUGUGUACCUUAACAAAUUUUACGUGCCUAAUCCAUUGGCUUACGACCCAUUACGUUGCUUGGGAAAUCUAAAUGUUUUCGCUUCAUACCACAACAUUCAGCUGAACAUAGCUCUGAAAAAACUACAACUCCAGUUCCCAAAAGUUAGAAUCGUUUAUGGGGAUUACUAUGGGGCGCUUACGACUGUUCUUAGCAGAGCUUCUAGCUUUGGAUUUAAUCAAAACACAUUGCUCUCUGCUUGUUGUGGAGGCGGCGGAAGAUAUAAUUACGGGAAAGCAUGCGGAUCAGCUGGUGCUACAACUUGUCCUAAUCCGUCUCAAUACAUCAACUGGGAUGGGAUUCAUUUGACAGAUGCAGCUCAUCAUCAUAUGGCAGAUAUUAUCGUCAAGGACAUGCUUCCGAAAUUCGGGUGUAACAACUUUAAGGAUUCGGGUAUACUCAUGUCUAGUUAUUGAUUUCAAAGUUUUCUUUGUUGGAUAAUUGGAUGUUUUGACUGUGAGAUGUAUCUUUUCUUCUCCAUCAAGAAGUAUAAAAGAAAUUAAUAAAUGAAUGAAUUUCACUUGA